GCCUUUAACGCGCGCUUUUUGCGCACAGCACCUUUUAGUGAUUCAAGCUACAUGCUAAAGUAGCGCCGACGUUGGCCUCGCAGACUGCUGGUCCACAAAAGACGGGGGCUAUCGCCACGGUUAGCUGGUCAAAACCUACGCUUUAGGCAUCCAAAGAGGAGCUGCCAGUGGCCUGCAACAGCGUAGUUUUAAACAUCAAACUUUACUAUGGGAAAAAAGUCUCGUGAAGAGGAAUCCUCAUCCUCUGAUGAGGAGGAAUAUGUUGUGGAAAAGGUGCUGGACAGGAGGGUGGUGAAAGGCAGGGUUGAGUUCUUCCUUAAGUGGAAAGGAUAUUCAGAUAAGCACAACACGUGGGAGCCAGAGAAGAAUCUGGACUGCCCUGAGCUUAUUUCAGAAUUCAUGAAGACCUACAAGAAAGGUGGUGGGAGCACCACACCAAGCAGUGGGGCCAGCAAAUCAAGCUCAGGCCCCUUGGGACGCUCCAAAGACUCCGGUAGCUCCAAGAAGAGAAGCUCAGAUGAUGACGAAGAGGGCGGAAGUAAGCCCAAAAAGAAAAAGGAGGAUGAAAUCCUAGUUGCACGUGGCUUUGAGAGAGGACUGGAGCCAGAGAAGAUCAUUGGAGCAACUGACUCAUGUGGAGACCUAAUGUUUCUUAUGAAGUGGAAAGAUUCUGAUGAGGCUGAUCUCGUGCUUGCCAAGGAGGCUAAUCAUAAGUGCCCACAGAUUGUCAUAGCCUUCUAUGAGGAACGUCUCACCUGGCACGAAGAUAGUGACAAGAAGGAGAAGGACGCUGUCAGUGCGUGAGUGCAUCACUGCAGGAGGAAACAGGACCUCCUCCACUGCAGGGACAACCUUGAGUCGGACAUUUUUCACACCCAAAACUCCCAUCCCUCACCUUUACCAUGUCCAAUAAUGACACAAAGACAGCAAACACGGCUGUGUUACCUCCAUCCAUGCCCCAUUGGAGCACAAAGGCCCAGACUGCUGAGGAGGAUCCAUCAGACGGGAGGAGAAGCUGUAAUUGACAUGGGUGAAAAUGCUACUGGGGAGAGUUUCUACUGUUCUAUCUUUGUAUUCUUUACCUUCUUUUUAAUAUCUUAACACAUGUUUUAGUGCUUACAGGAUACGGUUAUGUUAGUAUGGUGUUCCUACAGAGAUGGCCAUCUGCUCCCCAAACAUAGUUUUGAAAACUAGAGCUGGUACAAGCUGUGCAGUGAACUUCUUUCACGGUGAGUGCACAACUCCCAUCUUACGUUCAUUGCACUUUUUUUCUUUAAGAGCUUAUUGAGGACGAGACCAUAAUUUUGAUGUUCAGGAAGCGACCACCGCAGUGGCUUCCUGACUGCAUAAUCAGUUCCUUUUUUUUAAAAAGAAAAAAAACUUUUUAUCUCUUGUAGAUUUUUCAGUUUGUCCUGUCUGCAGGGUUAUACCUUCUCAAUUUGAAGAAUUGCAGAGGACAAAAGCCAAAUAUGUCUUCAAAUGUAGUGACUUCCUUGUUCAUUCUUUUUAGUAGUAGUUUGUUUUUCUCUUCUUAUUUCCAAGUUUCAAUGUAUGAAUGUUGUGUGAUGCGUCUUUAGUUUUUUUUGUUUGUUUUGUUUCUUCACACUAUCACCAGUUUAAGGAAAGGAUAAAAAAAAAUAUUCUGCUCUGCUUGGAUCUAUCAUUUUAACUGCAAUGUUAUUUUUGUACGAGUAUAAUUUUCACAGGUUAGACAAUCCACAUGAAAUGAAACCAGCAUUCACACCAGUCAUUAGGGUUCUGCCAUCUUGUGGCUAAAAGAUGUAAACCAUGACUCUGACCAAUCUCAAUGGAGACAGCCCUGCAUUUUUAAUUGUUGUUGAUCUUGUUAGUUAGUAAUACUUUGAUAUAUAUAUAUUUUUUAAAUGACAUUAAGCAGUAAAAUCCGCUCACCAGAGUGUUCACUAUUGAAAUCAUGGUAUUAUUAACUGUAAAAAUUAAAACCAGCUUAUAAUUGGAUUAUUCCUCCUAGGUUCCAUUGUGAUGAGAAACACGGUUGUUCUUGGCUUUAAUCUUUGAAAUUUGUCUGUGACCUGGAAAGCGUGUAGUCAGUUCUUAUACAGAAGAUGGAUGCUGGUUUUGUAGGUUGAGCUGUUGAGCUCCAGCAUGAACUCUUAGGACCAAAUGUUUGGUGUCUACAGACUAAGAUCUGCUCUGUUUUUCUGAAGUUUUCAGCUUUAUUCGGCAUUGUGAAUGAUGGCUAUGAUCUCCCCUUUCAUAUACACACAGUACAUAAAUCAUGUCCCUUGUUAUCACUUAGAUUAUCGUUUUGGUGUCAUUUUCUUUCAUUCAAAAUAUUUUGUCCCCAAUUUUUGCCAGUGCAGGAUUUUUAAAAAGUAGACUAUUUCUUGUGUGACUGCAAUGUUACAAAUAUGUGUACAGUAGCACCCUUUAAUAAACAUUUUCAAUGUUGA
This is a messenger RNA of Amphiprion ocellaris (clown anemonefish), 2432 nucleotides long. It is a transcript of the gene cbx5, whose product is annotated as chromobox homolog 5 (HP1 alpha homolog, Drosophila). NCBI's taxonomy places the organism in Eukaryota, Metazoa, Chordata, Actinopteri, Pomacentridae. The coding region runs from base 208 to 804 and encodes 198 amino acids. The record is from RefSeq and is a predicted model, not a curated record. Gene Ontology annotation, cellular component: pericentric heterochromatin; nucleus. The transcript is spliced from 5 exons. Gene Ontology annotation, molecular function: chromatin binding. Gene Ontology annotation, biological process: negative regulation of transcription by RNA polymerase II; chromatin organization.